Girardinichthys multiradiatus is the source of this 2565-nucleotide messenger RNA. RefSeq names its product NXPE family member 3-like. The record is from RefSeq and is a predicted model, not a curated record. Lineage: Eukaryota; Metazoa; Chordata; Actinopteri; Cyprinodontiformes; Goodeidae. The coding region runs from base 361 to 2136 and encodes 591 amino acids. The transcript has 9 exons.
UUAGGGCGAACUGAUUUCUACUUUCAUCAGUUUUACCUCCUCUGAGUGAAAGCUUCUUUGGAAUUUAUUUAUAGAUCUGACACAUGUUUUAUCAAGAUUGGAUUAAAGUGUUUACUGUAAGGGGAACCCAUGCUGUAGUUCUUGAUUUCACUUCUCUUUCAUUCAUCCUGUCGAAGUAAGUGGUGUAUUUGGCCUAACAGCAGGAUGCCAGUCUCUAAAACCUUGAUCGAUCUUCAAAUGAAUAUCUCGUGAGAAACUCCAGGCAACGAAGACUAGGAGGAACAUUGUGUUCAGGAAAACCCCAACAAGAAAAGAUUUAAAGACUUGACAUUAAGAGAACGACUGUUAUCCACAACAACAAUGGCUGCUGCUAACAUACAGAGAAAGUCAUCACUAGUAAUGAGAGCUAGGACUUGUAGAGCUGUUUGCCCUCUGAAGUAUGGCUCCAUCGUCCUGUUCAUUUUUUUUUGUGUCUUAUUCAUGUUGCUUCAUAAAAGGAACAUCGACUGGAGGUCAUUUGACUUAACAAAGAAUAAAGUCAGUGCCACUGUUAAUCUGAAGCUUUCCACCGAGUCUCCCAAGCCAAGCAGCACCUGCUCCUUCGAUUCACUAUCACCUGAAGAGGUUCUUGUCUUACACUCCCUAAAAGAUGUUAUUUUUUGGCCUGAAACCCCAUCUUUAAAAUCCAAUUUUUCCCUAAAAGACACCAGUGAUCCUGCUCAUAGCACUUAUACCAUUCUUCCACGGAAUGGUGGGGGACGUUGGCAAGUAGGGGAUGAGCUGAGGGUUUUGAUAAGAAUCUGUGACUUUCAUGGUCGCCCCAAAAAGUCUGGAGGGGAUGUUAUAUUUGCUCGACUGCACAACCCUACUUUUUUUGCAGGGGUGGCAGGGCAUGUGGUGGAUCAUCACAAUGGUUCCUACUCUGCAGUAUUCUCUUUACUCUGGGAAGGAAAUGCACAAGUUGAGGUAACCCUAGUUCACCCCAGUGAAGCAAUCACAGUGCUACAAAAAUUAACCUUGGAGCAGCCUGAGAGAAUCUAUUUUGAAAGUCUCUUUCAGUCAGGCUCAGUCAGAGAAACUACCACUUGUAACAUAUGCCUUAAUGUAAACCAGCAGAAGCUGUGCAACUACACUGACAUUAGCACAGGUGAACCAUGGUUCUGCUACAAGCCAAAGAUAUUAGAUUGUAACACCAGGAUCACCCACUCCAAAGGAGGAUUCAGACAAAACCUAAAACCCAUGGAAGAGGAGCUCUUUCAAAGUGGCGUCAAUAUGAAAGUCUUCAUUAAGGCUUCAGGACCUGCACACAUUAUUGUUUUGCCAAAACCAAAAGUUCUGAAUGUAACGAUCCCUAUUUAUAGUUCAGUUCAAAAAAGAAGUGCUGUCAAGACCAGACCCUCUGGUUAUUACAACCAGAGUGCAUGGCGUGCACUAGAUGGCACCACAGUUCAUCAGUUUAACUCAACAGCAAUCAGCCAGUGUCUGAAAGGCAUAACCAUUCACAUCUAUGGGGACUCCACUGUUAGGCAGUGGUAUGAAUAUUUAACCAACUCCUUACCAGAUCUCAAGGAGUUUGACCUGCAAAGCUCAAGGAAAACUGGACCUUUGAUGGCUCUGGAUUAUUUGAACAAAAUUUUAGUGACAUUUCAUAGCCAUGGUCCUCCCAUCCGUUUUGGUAGCAUGCCUGUCAGCCAGCUACAUCAUAUAGCCAACGAACUGGACCGUGUGGCUGGGGACACCAGUACUGUUGUGGUUAUUGGUAUCUGGUCUCACUUCAGUACUUUCCCCAUAGAGGUAUACAUCAGACGUCUGCUGAACAUUCGGAAAGCAGUGGUCAGACUCUUGACAAGAGCUCCAGGUACACUGGUUGUCAUCAGAACUGCAAACCCCAAAGAGAUGACGCUCUAUGAGAGUUUGACCAACAGUGACUGGUUUUCACUACAGCGUGAUAAGGUACUAAGGGCGAUAUUUAAAGGAGCGAAUGUCCGACUAGUAGAUGCUUGGGAGAUGACCCUGGCCCAUCACCUUCCACACAAACUCCAUCCAGAGCCUGACAUAAUUAAGAAUAUGAUUGAUGUUGUUUUAUCCUACAUAUGUCCUCUAUCUAAGAUUUUAAAAGAUCCCACAGAAAGUUAGAAGUGGAUUUUAGGCAACAGAAAUUAGCAUUAGGACAAUGGGCAACGACUGGUAAAUGGUUGUGCUAGGUUUGGGUCGAAUAGGUUUGCAGUCACUAUAAUACAGCAGCAGUUAAAGUAAUCUCAACUUGAACUGUCCAUUUUUUUUUUUUUACUGAGAAUUUCUUCCCUAUUGAGUGUUUUAAAGGUAUGUAAAGUUAUAUUUUUUUAGUUCAGUUACCUGUAGCAAAGAGUUGUUUUUUUUAUCAAUGAUUUUAUAGAAAUCAUUAUAGUCAGAUGAGUGGCCCUAUUUUGGCUCAUUUAAGUCAAACUGGUCUCACUCCAUUUGAAAUAGUACAUGGCAGACCUUUUCCAUUGCCAUCAGAAAUGGAUGACAUAGGAAAAGCACAGCAGGAAACAUCAUUAGCUGAAUGGAUGAAUAAGAUGUUAC